This is a messenger RNA of Terrapene triunguis (Three-toed box turtle), 600 nucleotides long. RefSeq names its product CTD small phosphatase-like protein. Lineage: Eukaryota; Metazoa; Chordata; Testudines; Emydidae. Gene Ontology annotation, molecular function: RNA polymerase II CTD heptapeptide repeat phosphatase activity. The annotation marks the transcript as partial. The transcript has 2 exons. The record is from RefSeq and is a predicted model, not a curated record.
UCGGCCUGUUCUCGAUUACUUGGCGCCGGAGCCGGCCGGCAGCUUCGGGUGGAGACGCCGGAGAGACGCCGCCUGGGGAGCCGCAGGGCGCCUGCUGCUGCAAAGGAGCUCGGGGCAUGGCAGGCCUGGCACCUCCCCUGCCCCCCCCCAAGCCUGCCCCGGGUUCUCCCCCCAGCCCCUGGGACGGUGGGUGGCUCCUGGGGGUUGGCAGCCGUUCGGUGGCUCUGCGGGGGCUUGGUCCCAGGCGCCAGGGGCCCCAUCUCGCUGGGCGCUGCCCGUCUCCAACCCCGCGGCCGCCGGCUCACGCUGCCCCUCCCCCAGGUGUACGUGCUGAAGCGCCCGUACGUGGACGAGUUCCUGCGGCGCAUGGGCGAGCUCUUCGAGUGCGUGCUCUUCACCGCCAGCCUGGCCAAGUACGCGGAUCCCGUGGCUGACCUGCUGGACAAAUGGGGAGCUUUCCGCGCCCGCCUCUUCCGCGAGUCCUGCGUCUUCCACCGCGGCAACUACGUCAAGGACCUGAGCCGCCUGGGCCGGGACCUGAGCCGCAUCAUCAUCGUGGACAACUCCCCGGCCUCCUACAUCUUCCACCCCGACAACGCG